This is a messenger RNA of Drosophila takahashii, 1125 nucleotides long. Its product is annotated as kallikrein-4-like. Gene Ontology annotation, biological process: proteolysis. Gene Ontology annotation, molecular function: serine-type endopeptidase activity. The record is from RefSeq and is a predicted model, not a curated record. NCBI's taxonomy places the organism in Eukaryota, Metazoa, Arthropoda, Insecta, Diptera, Drosophilidae.
AUGGUAAUGCCGAAACCAGGAGAAAAGGUGCAGAUCAUGAGUUGGGGAACCACAGACGAAAAAGCCAAUGCAACCCUUCAGGGAGCCAACGCUGAGAUCGAAGAUAAGGCCCGCUGCCAGACUGCCUACCAACCGUCUUGUAAAACUAAAAAUGUAGCCAUAAACGAGGAUAUGAUUUGUGCCAAAAAACCUUGCGGCGGUGACGAAGGCGGAUCUUUAAUCAGUGUUCCCGGCAACCAGCUAAUUGGCCUCUCGUCAUCCUUGUGUGGUCAGCCCGCGAUCCCCGGUGUCUACACUAAUGUUGUUAAGCAAAAGUAUUGGAUCGAGCUCAAUGCCUAUUUUGCAAUAGCGCGGCCUGACCUUCUGUCUGCAGGAAGGGUUCCUCAUCCAGUUGACGAAAGGAUCGUUUGCGGUUUUCCCGCGCCGAUUGAAAAAGUUCCCUGGCAAGUUUCUCUGGACAUUAAGCAAACCAAUGGUUGCGGUGGAGUCAUUUACAACGAAAAUAUAGUUCUGACAGCGGCACACUGUGUUCGAGGACGUAAUCCAAGUGACAUUGUUGUGUCCUCCGGAUCCUCGAAAUGGGGAGCAGGUAACUUAACAGUUGUGGAUGAAGUUUUUAUUCACGAAGAUUACUCCCCGGAAACGACCUACGGAAGUAAUGCCAAUGAUAUUGCUGUGCUCCUUUUGCGUACGCCCAUUCCUUAUGGAGAAAAAGCUCGGCCCAUUGAGAUAGCGAAGGAAACGCCGAAUCCAGGACAAUGGGCGCAGAUCACUGGUUGGGGCACAACCCAAGACGGUGCCACCGAUCCUGGGACUGUAUACCUGCAGGGAGCCUACGUUCAGAUCGAAGAUAGCGCUCGUUGCCAGAUUGCCUACAGUGAUAGCCAACCGUCUUGUAACACUCAAAAUGUAGCCAUUACCGAGGACAUGAUUUGUGCCAAUGGCAAGGACAAUGGACCUUGCGGCGGUGACUCCGGUGGACCUUUGGUCAGUCUUCCCGGCAACCAGCUAAUUGGCAUCUCGUCAUGGAAUUCCUACUGUGGUCAUCCCUUGAUCCCCGAUGUCUACGUCAAUGUGGUUGUGCUCAGGGGUUGGAUCGAGGCCACAGCCUCUUUGGCCAAAUGA